Messenger RNA from Homalodisca vitripennis (glassy-winged sharpshooter), 7184 nucleotides. Its product is annotated as cadherin-86C-like. Gene Ontology annotation, biological process: calcium-dependent cell-cell adhesion; cell-cell junction assembly; homophilic cell-cell adhesion. Gene Ontology annotation, molecular function: cadherin binding; calcium ion binding. The record is from RefSeq and is a predicted model, not a curated record. Lineage: Eukaryota; Metazoa; Arthropoda; Insecta; Hemiptera; Cicadellidae. The transcript is spliced from 20 exons. The coding region runs from base 98 to 4999 and encodes 1633 amino acids. Gene Ontology annotation, cellular component: adherens junction; catenin complex; plasma membrane.
GCGCGAUCGAAGGGUCGGUCAGUUCCAGUGAAGCAGCGCUCAUGAGGAGGACGGGCCUGUGACAUGGGGUGAUGCGCCUACACCUCGCGAGCUAGGGAUGAUAUUGCUGAUGAUGGCGGCAUCAGCAGCUCUCCUGGUGGGCACUGGUGCCAACUACCCAGUGUUUGAGGCGACUAACAACAUGAGACAAGUGCUACUCCCCGCAGACACUAGGACAGGUACCAUAAUCUACCGGUUACGCGCUUCAGACGCUGACCGUGACUACCCGCUCACGUUCGCUGCUACAGAUUUUGGAAGCUAUGUUAUUCGCAUAGAGACUCUACCUUGUUACGUGAACUCGUCUACUUGCUCGGCUAACGUGUUCCUGGAGCGUAGUGUUGCACCUGGUCAGCUGUACAAGUUUCGCCUAACAGUGCGAGACACCGCAGGGGAUACAACCACAGUAGCAGUCACCAUCGAGGUGACAGGUGGUUCCAGCGACAUCAAUGCUGUCUUCCCACACAUCCCAGGAGUCAUCAUGGUGCCUGAGGAUACUAAAGUUGGUACAGAACUAGAGUAUGUAAUUGUGAGGAAGAACCCGAGAAAUUCACAUCCAGCCUUAUUAGAGCUCUGGAAAGAGGUGAAUGGAAGUUAUCUUCAGCCAGCUCCAGAGUUCCGAUUGGUCCAGAGCUCCAAGAAGGAUACAUCCACAGGACUGAUAAAACUAGCCCAGGAACUGGACUACGAACAGCAGACCAUGUACAGGCUAUCAAUUUACGCUUUGGACAUGUAUGCAGUACCAGGGGAAGACUCCCGUAACAUUGCAGGGUUCCAGUUAGUGGUGGUGGUGGCAGACAUACAAGACACUCCACCCCUCUGGGACCACAUUGCCCCCAUCACUGUCCUCUCAUCCAACCUGAAGGAGGGAGACUUAGUGUUAAAGGUGACAGCUCGUGAUGGGGACACAGGUUCACCUCGGCAGAUAAAGUAUGGACUUGUCUCUGAGGGCAAUCCUUUCACAGUUUUCUUCUCCAUUGGCAGGGACAACGGAGAGAUACGUUUGGUGCGGCCAUUGCGGGAAUUAGUAUCUAUCUCCCACGCCCACCAGCCAGUGCUGCUAACAGUGCUAGCUGAAGAGGUAGUGGACUCCCGCCAGGAUGAACUCCCUGCCAUGUCCAGCGAAGCUACUGUUGCACUCUUGUUGGGUGAACUGGGCAACACCCCUCCAUAUUUCCAAAGCUCAUUUUAUUCAACAAUGAUUGAGGAAAACAGUGCUCAAGGGACAAUUCUGCGAUUUGAUGAUGCUUAUAACACACAAGUCAGAGAUGAUAAUAUGGGUAAGAUGGGAGUUUUUGCACUCUCAUUGGAAAACAACAAUGGAACUUUUGAAGUGAGUCCUAAUAUUGCUGAGCGACUAGCAGAUUUUGUCAUAAGAGUCAGGGAUAACUCCAUGUUAGAUUACGAAACCAACAAAGUCCUCACAUUCAAGAUCGUGGCUAAGGAAGUAACCCCAGGGAAGAAGUCACUGUUCUCAACAGUGAAUGUUACUGUACACUUGUUGGAUAUGAACGAUAACCCACCCGUGUUUCUGGCACCACAGUACUCAGUCAGUAUGCCAGAGAAUGUGACUUUAGGUCACCAAGUCAUAACUGUGGCAGCCCAAGACCCAGACACAGGACUGGGAGGUCUGGUGAGGUACACAGGACUCCAAGGGUACCUUAACACUUCCCUCAGUCUGCAUCCUCAUACUGGUACCAUCACUGUCAACACCAUCAAGCAUGGCUUCGACCGGGAAAUGGCUUCAGAAUACCAUUUCUUGGUCGAGGCAAGAGACAGUGACGGAUUGGGCAAUCGUGCAGCUGUACCUCUUACAAUUACAGUGCUGGAUGUUAAUGACGAGGCACCCAAGUUUGUACGAGAUCCCAUGGAUUUCAUCUUGGAUAAGGACGGACUUGGAUUUACAGAGAGAGCUUUUAUUAAGGCUAUUGACAUGGAUGCAGAGCCACCCAACAACAUUGUUCGCUAUGAGAUAGUUAGUGGAAACUAUGGAGACCGAUUCUCCGUUCAUGGAGAAACUGGUGAACUGAGAGUGGUGAAGUCUGUUAACCGGCCUGUCAGACAAGCUUCAAUCUCUGUGAUGAUACUUACUGUGAGAGCAUAUGACAUGGGAAUCCCAACGCAGUGGAGUAUUGCCCAGGCGCGAGUAUACCCGUACUCGAGUGGGGCGAGGGUGCUCACAUUCAUUGUUCCGGGGAAGCCAGACAAGGAAACAGUACAGAAGCUUCUGGAGGGAGUUACAGGGGGAGAAGUUACCGUACAGGAGGUAAAAGCCUUCCACAACUACCAGGGUCCGGCUCAGGAUCUAACCCAUGGCAGCUCUGACACAGACAAGAGUGUUGUGGUAGCUACAGUCUUGUUUACCGGGCACUCUGUAAUUGAUGUGGACAAACUUCAACAUCAACUCAACAACAGGACUGAACUUGUUGCUACUGUCGGGGAAUAUCGAACAGAGAACAGAGUCCUAUUCUGGAUUCUGCUGAUCAUCUUGCUCCUCAUUGCCCUCGCUCUAAUUACUCUGCUAUGUUGCUGCCUCUGUCCUUGCUGCCCUCUCUUUGCAACCACAAGAAAAAGAAGCAGAGUGCACACAGCAGAAAAUGUUCGGUUUGUAGUGAAAGAGGAAGAGCCUGGGCAUGAAUCAAAAGCAGUCCAAGCAGAGUGGAAUGGCACGGAACGUAAGGAGGCAUGGAGUGGAGAUACGUAUACUAGACGUUCAUGGCAGUUCAACCGUCGUAACACUAGACACAUAGAGCCUCAGCGGGUGGUAUUGGUAGCAAGAGGAGGAGAAGAACCCCGCCACGUUCCUCCACCACCACCUCACCCUCCACCACUUCCAGUUAGUGUAAUAUACACCCGGGACAUGGCUCAACGCCAGGACCACAUCAUUCUGGAGGAUGUAGAUGGCACUGAAUAUAGAGUUCUAGACCCUUCAAGGCUGUCUCUCCCUGUUAGAGUGGAACAAGACCCAGAUACAGAGUCUAUUCGACGUCAUGAAUUUGACAGAGGCUCUGAUAUGGGAAGAGAACACAGAGAGAACAUUCCAACUGACCCAGAUCCCAGACCUCGAGACCAAAUGUUCAUCAGAGAUGGCAAUGCAGAAAUCCUCAGAUUGGUGACUCGGGGACGUGCUGAAGAGGAGGAGCCAAGACUGAAUCAGCCAGACACAAGACCUUACACUGUGGUAGAAGGGGUGGAAAGUGUAGGGAAGCAAGAAGAGGAAGGGAAAGAAAUCAUCAUGCAACGUUUCAUUCAAGACCAGAAAAAAUCUACAGAAGUAAAUGGAAAAUCAAAAGAACAAGAAACACAGCAAACCAAAGGAAAUAUGAAUGAAAGCGAAGACAAGAAACAUGGUUCUGAACAUGACCACUUACUUCAGAGAGUUAUGGAUGCUCCUCAAAGAAUACUUUCAACUGGUGAAGUUAACAGGUUAACAACACUACAAAGAGAUUUAUUAUUAACCAGAUUUCUUGUUGAAGAACAAAGGAGAACGUUUGCCAAUUUACCAGUACAUGAUGAUACACAAAGUCUUCCAGGAAUAGUUACCAGUAUGGCUUCAAUGGCAACACAAACCGAUGUGAAUAGAGCCACUCAGACAGAGAUGCUUUAUACAAUGAGACCUCCAAGGAGAAAAGCAAAAAGUGAUCUUGAUGAUAGUGAUGAAAGUGAUACAGAAAUCAGUUCGGAUGUUCAUGGGAAAUUUAUGAAACAGUACAAAAAGAGCAGAAGAAAAGCUCACAGAGGUUUGGAUGUACCUGAAAGAGGAAGAUCUUUGAGUAGAUGUGAGAUUAAAACUCCAAUUUUAGAAGAAACAGAGAGUGCAAUAGAGAAUGUUGGAAAUAAUACUCAGGCAAGUUAUAUAAGAGGUGUUGCAGAUCAGACAGGAUUCACAGCAACAAAAUCAAGCAUGUUAAGAAUGCAGAUGACAAGAAAAAAAUUCCAAGAAGAAUUGAAUGCUCAGGAACACACUGUUCCAAUAAUGAAACAAACAAACAUCUCUCAUAAGGCAAAUAACGCUUUAGUAGGAAUAAAAAGAAGGAGUGUCAGUGAACAAAACCUUCCUUUGGCUACAACUGUUUACAGUAAUAACAUGUAUAAAGAUGUGCAGCAAAAAACUGGAACAAAAUCCCUUCAAGCAACACCAGUAACUCAAAGAAGAGAGUUCAGUUACCUUCAACAAAGACAUACAAGUACAAAAACUCCACAACAGGUAGUUAGUUUUGAAGAUGAUGAUUCAGAAGAAGAGCUCCAAAACGUUCUUGACCGGUCCAAAUCAAGUUUAGGUACAAGAAAUGCAUGUACUAGUCCAAUACAAACUUUUUCCAAGAGACGAUCUUCCUCUGCAGAAAGACUUAGCUCAAGAUCUGAUAAAAAAAGGGUAUCACCUGAUAAAACAAGGAGUGGUGUAAUAUCAAUGGAAAAUAGAAAAGCUCUUGGCCAGUCUCGAUACAUGGAGUGGUAUAAGACUAAAAGAGAAGAAAGAGAAAGACAAAAAGCUGAAGAAAAAGAAGCUGAACGGCAAAGAAUUAUGGGACCAGUUAAACAAUUGAGUCGUAGACCCUCAAGACGGGACACCCCAACCCCGGUGGCCUUCAAAUACGAUGAUAAAAUUUCAAGGAAGACUCCAGACCUGAAGUCAGUGAAUACAGUAGUUUCCAGAAGACAGAAUACAAUCAAACAAAAUGUCAUAACUGCUCUUCAGGAAAAUAAAAAAAGUAGUAACCCAGAGGAAAUUCAAAUAAAAAGAUCUCCAGAGAGAAAACUAAGUGUUAAUGAUCUAAAGGAAGAUUACAAACAAAGAGUGUUUGAAGAUGAUAGAGACUCAGGCAUUGCAAUGUUAGCACCUGGCAGUCAGAAGAUGAAAAGAAAAAAUCAAAAUCUCAUGGAAAAGAAAAGUGUGUUUACAAUUGCAUACGAUGACAUGCAUACAAAACAACUAAGACUAGACAGUGCCUCACCACCAUAAUAAUUAUUAGGUAACACUUAACAGGAUUUUCAAUAUCUGAUAUGAUAUAGAUGGUAUUAUAUUUAUGUAUCUUAUUAUAUUACCAAAGUCAAUUAUAAUAUAUUUCAGUCUUAUUUGAAUUCAAAAGUUAGGUAAAUACGAGUUCAAACUUACUUUAAAAUCACCUUUCCUCAGUAUCUGUGGCUCACUCUACACCACACAAUCCAAGACCACUCUAGACCAAGGGCUCAAUCCAAUAUGUGGCCGAGAGAGCUCUUGGGUGGAUCAUCUUAGAGAGCGAGAACAGAAGUCUUACAUCAGUUUUGUCUACAUUCACUCUAGAUCAAUCACCAAGGGCAUCAUAUUUGGGUGAGAGAGAGCACAUUGGUGGAUCAUCUCAGGAAGUAAGAACACAAGUCUCAUAUCAGUUUUGUUAUAGUCCGUUCUGCAGUGGUAUACUAACUUCAUCUGGCUAAAGAGUGUGUGGUAAGGGAGUGGGUGAAUUUAAAAGACAAUAGGUUGGUCAAGUGGUACCUCUUAUGAACCUUUUUAAUUUAUUUUGUCGAGUACAUCAUACACACUCCCUCCUGAUAUUAGAUGCAAAGGAACUUUUGAAGAAAGAGUUUGUCUGCUCUGGAUUUUUCUGUUUCACCUUUAUACUAAAGGUUAUCCAGUUGUAGGUCCGUAAACUACCCUUCAAAUCAGCUUCUUAGUCAAAUGUAAUUAAUUUUUCGUCCAAGACCUGUAACGGGUAGUAUUGUAAUGUUUACUGAUCCAUCAAAAGGACUGGAAAGAAUAUGCAGUACUUGUUUCUCUGAAGUAAUGAAUGGUUUUGGACUGAUCACUACCACACUGAUACUGCUCCAUCAGCUGGAUAUCGAAAUAAGGACAGAUAAGAGGCUAUAGUACAGAGUUGUGGUUUAAUAUUCAAACAAUAAAUUUUAUUCUUAAUCCAUAUCUUAUAUGAUCAUGAUAAUGGAUUUUUUUAAUUAUGAUGUUUGUAGCUGGUGUAUUACAUCUUGAGGUAUUGGAAAAAGAUUUUUUGGAAUGGUUAAAACAUCAGUAUUUAUCGAUAAACUAUUAUUGAAAACAAAUAACAUUUAUAAGUAGCAGAAAAUUGUCUUCUCGGUCACAUAAAUAUUAUUUUAAUUUUUGUAUGCAUCCCUCAAUCAAUUUGUUUAUUAACAUCAAGACAAGUAUAAAAUUAAUCAUUGUAUUUUGUUUUUAAUUUAUCUAAAUAUACCUCUUUUGACUACUUUUUUUAAGCCUAUAGUAGACGCUGAACACGGAGAUUACUCAGACCACUCUCCGGACUUUACGUCAAGCAGUGUCCUGCACAUAAUGAGUAUAAUGAAACAUACUCAUAAAUAUAUAUUUAUGUUAUCUUCUAUAAACAAAAGUAAAGAUAUUUACUAAACAAGAAUCGUACUUAAAACAGUAGGAUAUUAAAUAAUAUUUACAUAAUUUGGAGUUGUUUUUAUGUGUAUGGUUGUUAUUUAACUUUUUUAUUGGAUAACAAAGCAUCUAUUUUUUGUUACAGUUUUUUAUUCAUGUACAAUGUAUUGAGUUAAUAAAGGUGUAUCUAUAACUUGGUUUUGUAAUAAGUUAUAUUAUAUUUGCAAUUGCUGCAGUAAUUUAGAUGAGUUUAUUUAGUAUACUAUAAUUACAUUUUUUAACAUAGAUUUUCUUAAAUAUUAUAAUUAAGAAAGAAAUGCUAUGAACAUUUUAGUUACUUUUUUAUCAGUCGCGUGUCCAUAUUUUUUCAUCAUAUGUCUGAUGGAUUCAGCAAUCAUUGUGCCUGUAUAAUAAAAUCAAACUUCUAGUAACAAGUAUAAAUUAUGUAUUAUACACUGUUAUUUUAUUUGGUUACCUAUAUCAAAAACUUUAUAUUAUGUACAUUUAUAUUUUCUUAGAAUAAUUUCUAUGAAAUUCUUUAGAUUUUAUUUACUUCUUAGGAUAUUUGCUAACUUGAACUACUGCCAUAAUAUUUCUGAUUUCUAUACAUUCAGCUAGACAUUUAAUUACUCUAUUUCUAAACAGAGUUUAUAUACUUUUAUUACUGUAGAGAUUUUAUACAAAUUGAACCCUCCUGGUAUUGUAAAUUAAAUAUAUUUUGUAAUUUAAGGAAUAUUUUGACACUGUUUGCAAGUUUACAGUGCUGUAAUCAUAGCUUUAUACGUUGUAUAAAAUAAAACUGUACAGAACU